CAUCAGGUUCUGACGUUUGAUCAGGCGGAGUUUUUGAGUUACAGAAUUUCAGUAGCAAUGAUUCCAUCGUCAACCAUUAAGAUUCGUUUAUUUUCACUUCUCAUCUAAAAGAAAUCCUUUAUCGUUGAUUUAUCAGCUGUUUUCUUCAAAACAAAUCAUGUGGAAAUCUAAUUUGCUUUGCGUUUUUUUAAUAACUCGUUUGAGCUCUGUUUUCGUCGUUCAAACUUGGUUUGUACCUGAUGAAUACUGGCAAAGUCUGGAAGUUUCCCACAGAUUAAGUUUUGGUUAUGGAUAUUUGACAUGGGAGUGGUUAGAAGGUAUAAGAUCAUUGAUUUAUCCCCUUUUUUUCUGCAUCCCCUACAAGCUUUUGGCAUACUUCAGCCUAGAUGAUCCAAAAGCCUUGAUCUAUGUUCCACGAAUCCUUCAAGCCUUAUUUAGUGCAUGGUCAGAGUGGAGUUUUAUCAAAGAAAUAGGAAAAUUAUGUGAUAAGUCUCAAGUAUCAUGGUUUGUAUUGCUGCAAUUGGGGAACUAUUUCUUGUAUUAUGUCACAUCUCGAACAUUAGCAAACACUUUGGAAAUGGGCUGCACUCUUUUAGGCAUUUCAUAUUUCCUCAAACAACAUACAGAUUCAUUUUUUUUAUUUGUCAUCAUCUCUUGUUACAUGAGACCAACCAGUGCUCCAAUUUGGCUACCUUUCAUGCUGUGCUUUUUACAGCAAAAGAAAACACAUAUUUUUACAAGGCACUACUUAAAGAUUUACAUGAAAUGCUUGGUUAUUCUAGCUGCUGUUUUUGGUUUUGAUUCAUGGUGGUAUGGUAAAGUAACUCUUGUGCCCCUGCAGUUUUUACUGUUCAAUAUAGUGAAUGACUUCUCCAAAUUUUAUGGAGAGCAUUCCUGGCAUUGGUAUUUUACAAAUGCUUUGCCUUCAUUAAUGGGCCCAUCCCUAAUCCCCUUAAUACUGUCAUUCAGUAGUAAAACGGCCUUAAGUUUUACUGAAAACAGAUUCCUCACGGUUCAACUAUCUGUUGUUCUUUAUAUUCUGUGCCACAGCCUUGUAGGACAUAAAGAGAUUCGAUUUUUAACGCCAAUAAUUCCUCUUCUCAAUCUGUUAGCAGCGCUUAAACUACCAAAUUUGAGGUGGCAGAGAAUUUUUCUUGUACUGUUCUGUGUUUGGAAUAUUCCAAUAAUGUUGUAUUUAAGCACGAGACAUCAACGUGGUGUUUUAGAUGCAACAGAUUUUCUCAGAUCGAUGAUUACUUCAGAAGAUAGGGUCUUAUUCUUAAUGCCAUGCCAUUCUACGCCGCUAUACAGUCAUUUACAUGUUAAGGCAGAACUGCAGUUCUUAACCUGUCCGCCCAAUUUAAAUCACCUAAAAAAUUAUGUGGACGAAGCCGACAAGUUUUAUGAUAAUCCAACUGAUUGGUUUAUCGACAAUCCGUCUUCAUCAUUCACUAAUUACUUAGUCUUCUUUGACGUUUUACUUGAUAGUAUUUCAGCACACUUGGGUUCCAAUGGCUUUCUCCUUAUCGGCAAUUUCUUCCACGCAGAUAUAGCCCAAGGACGUGUUGGACGUCGUGUACUUGUGUUUAAAAAGGGAUGAAUACAUUUUUUUCAUGUUA
Daphnia pulicaria is the source of this 1619-nucleotide messenger RNA. It is a transcript of the gene PIG-B, whose product is annotated as GPI mannosyltransferase 3-like. Gene Ontology annotation, biological process: GPI anchor biosynthetic process. The record is from RefSeq and is a predicted model, not a curated record. Gene Ontology annotation, molecular function: alpha-1,2-mannosyltransferase activity. Lineage: Eukaryota; Metazoa; Arthropoda; Branchiopoda; Diplostraca; Daphniidae. Gene Ontology annotation, cellular component: endoplasmic reticulum membrane. The coding region runs from base 158 to 1600 and encodes 480 amino acids. The transcript has 7 exons.